This is a messenger RNA of Cylas formicarius (sweet potato weevil), 1023 nucleotides long. RefSeq names its product pyrimidodiazepine synthase-like. Gene Ontology annotation, biological process: glutathione metabolic process. Gene Ontology annotation, molecular function: glutathione transferase activity; glutathione dehydrogenase (ascorbate) activity. Gene Ontology annotation, cellular component: cytoplasm. Bases 142 to 879 code for a protein of 245 amino acids. Lineage: Eukaryota; Metazoa; Arthropoda; Insecta; Coleoptera; Brentidae. The transcript is spliced from 5 exons. The record is from RefSeq and is a predicted model, not a curated record.
ACACGACCGUCGCAAUCAGCUGUGCCAGUGUCCAUCGACUCGGUGCCGAAAUUCAAACUGGGAAAAAAUCAAUAGGCCGCCGGAUCGAUAAAUUUGACAACGGUAACGCGAUUUAGAGUCGUCUUCUCAUAAGACACGAAAAUGAACGGUCCUCAUUUGAGCAGGGGCUCGAAACAACCCUCUCCACCGCCGAAAGGCAAACUGCGCCUGUACAGCAACAGAUUUUGUCCCUAUUCGCAAAGGGUGAUCCUGGUGCUGGAUGCGAAAAAAAUAGCGUACGACGUCGUAAACAUUAAUUUAUACAGCAAACCGGACUGGUAUUACGACAAAAGUCCAUACGGCAAGGUCCCGGCGUUGGAAGUCGAAAACGGCGACGUCAUCUACGAAAGUCUCAUAAUCGCCGACUACUUGGACGACAGAUACCACGCUCAUCAACUUCACAACAAAGAUCCCUUGCAAAAAGCCAAGGACAGACUGCUGAUAGAGCAGUUUAACAGGGUGGUGAACACGAUGUACAGGGUGUUGACAAACGUCGGCAGGAUCGGUUUGGACGACGACGAGGCUAUCGCGAACGGACUGUCCACGUUCGAACGCGAAUUGGCUAACAGGGGUAGCCAGUUCUUCGGCGGCAAUAAACCGGGUAUGCUCGACCUUAUGAUCUGGCCGUGGUGCGAACGUGCGGACAUCUUAAAAAUAUUCGGCAACCAGAAUCUACUUAAGAAGGAGAAAUACGCGAAAUUGAUGGAUUGGAGUCAAAGGAUGUCCGAGGAGUCGGUGGUGCGCAGGAGCAUGAUGGACUCGAUCACGCACGUCAGAUAUUUGCAGUCGUACAGGGCCGGCAUGCCUGACUACGACAUGAUUUUGAACGCGUCAGACUAACCUGCGCAUUUUUUAUUAACUUUCUAACCGCCUACCAAAUGUACUUACGUUGCGCAUUGAAACUUUUCCGUUGGCACGGUGAGAAUGUGUUUUGUUACUAUGUAUAUCACGAGAUAAUAAAUACUAUUCUACGUUUCUUAACUU